CAGUGCUUAUGCGAAUAAUACUACCCAGUUCACCAUUCACGCUCAGUCCAUAAACUUCUGUAAUAUAUAUAUAACUUAAAUAUAUGUGCGAGACACACUGUUACCAAUUAAUAGCUAAUGAAAAUUCUAAAUAUUUGUGGAAAUACAUUGUUAAUUUUCGCCACCGAAUUGAAGAUUUCGUACAUAAAUAAGCACAGUUAAACUUUUCCUGACCUUCCGCAAUUAAAAACACCAAACGUCAAACCCAUAAUUAUUUAGUUAGAGAUCCAACCAUAAUAAUUCGGAGCUGGAUCUCACACCAAUGAAGUCACUUAAAUGCCCAAAGUGCUGCAAAACGUUCAAUUUCAAGUCGGACCUUAUCAAGCAUCUCGUUACGCAUGACCUCAAUGCUAAAGUAAAAUGCAAGAUAUGCGGGAUAAUUUUGAAACAUCCAGUCGCCCUUUCUACUCACAUGCAAAGACUUCACACCAACCGGAAAUGGCCCAGUUGCGAGAUUUGCAACCGAGCUUUCCAUGACUCUGCCACUUUACGAAAACAUACUGAAGUCGUCCACAGCACGAGUGAACGGCCCCGUUUGCCAUGUGGAUUUCCCAACUGUGAGAAAACCUUUUUAGAUAAACGCUGUGUUUCGAGGCACAUAAAAACUGACCAUGUCGAGAAUCCGGUCCGAUUUUCGUGCAUACUUUGCGGCAAAGAAUUUAAAAACAGGGGUGAUCUUGGGCACCAUAUUCUCACCCACACGACCGAAAAGCCGUUUAAGUGUGCCAAUUGUGGGAGGAGUUUCUCCGAAAAGCAAAACUUGAAGCGUCACGAGAAAGUUCACUUGGAAAGGUCCACCCGAGUAAUGUCAAAGUGUCACAUCUGUACUCAUUGUCAGACCUUCUUAACUAGAAAUGGUCUACAAGGCCACAUCCGCAUUGUGCAUGAAAAUCGGAAGGAUUACCCAUGCACAUUUUGUGACAAGAGAUUCUCCUGUUCAACAAACUUGAAGGGUCACGUGAACAGGGCACACCCCUCGAACACGGAAAAGGUUCAUUCCUGCGACAAAUGCGAGUACAAAAGUCACUCGAAAGUCAAUUUAGACUACCACGUAACCAGAGCUGGGAAAUUAAUGAAUUUUCCCAGCUCUGCACGUAACACGCCACAAUGCCCGGACACAUGGAUGUUAUUUUUGUGCUAAGAAAUUUUUCACUUUUCAGGAAUUAGUAAAACACACGAGUUGCUUUCAUACCUUGGAAAAUUAGAAAAGAUUGGCUUUAAUAAUUAUGAAUAAUGUAUUAUAUUUUUUAAUAAUUUUAAGAUAGUCGUUGUCAUUUAAGUGAAUUACUUUGUAUAUUUCGAGAAUAAAGUCGACUGCCACUUUCUG
Molecule: messenger RNA, 1366 nt
Organism: Folsomia candida
Lineage: Eukaryota; Metazoa; Arthropoda; Collembola; Entomobryomorpha; Isotomidae
Product: gastrula zinc finger protein XlCGF49.1
Exons: 4
Coding region: 302-1180 (292 amino acids)
Biological process (GO): negative regulation of transcription by RNA polymerase II; regulation of immune system process; regulation of cytokine production
Cellular component (GO): nucleus
Molecular function (GO): RNA polymerase II cis-regulatory region sequence-specific DNA binding; DNA-binding transcription activator activity, RNA polymerase II-specific
Source: RefSeq, a predicted model, not a curated record